Saccharomycopsis crataegensis is the source of this 585-nucleotide messenger RNA. It is a transcript of the gene FAP7, whose product is annotated as nucleoside-triphosphatase. Bases 1 to 585 code for a protein of 194 amino acids. The record is from RefSeq and is a predicted model, not a curated record. Gene Ontology annotation, cellular component: cytoplasm; nucleus. Lineage: Eukaryota; Fungi; Ascomycota; Saccharomycetes; Ascoideales; Saccharomycopsidaceae. Gene Ontology annotation, molecular function: AMP kinase activity; ATP hydrolysis activity; ATP binding. The transcript has a single exon.
AUGUCUACUAGACUGUUGCCAAAUAUCAUCAUUACUGGUACCCCGGGGUGUGGGAAAACAAGCCACGCUGCAUUAUUGGCCCAGCAACUUCUGCAAUUAAAACAUAUUAGCAUUAGUGAAUAUGCCAAAGAGAACAAUUGUAUCGACGGACACGACCAGGUCAGAGAUUCUGAUAUCGUCGAUGAAGAUAAGCUCUUGGACGCCCUUGAGCCGGAAUUAGAAAAAGGUGGGGUUAUUGUCGACUGGCACGUAUGCGAAGUGUUCCCUGAACGCUUGAUUGAUUUGGUGAUUGUGUUGAGAUGCGACAAUUCUAUCUUGUUCAGCAGAUUGUCCAAGAGAGGAUACAAGGAAAACAAAAUCCAGGAGAACCUUGAUGUGGAAAUCAUGGAUAUUUUGAUCCAAGAAGCCAGAGACAGUUAUAAGUCAGAAGUGGUGAUCGAAUUGAGAAGUGAUGAUGUUGAUCAGAUCGAGGAAAAUGUCGCUAGAAUAUCCCAAUGGGUUGAAAUGUGGCAGAAAGAUCACCCUGAAGGAGUCUCCAAUGAAUUCCAACCGGGGAGUGAUGAUGAAGAUAGCGACGAUGAAUAG